This is a messenger RNA of Salvia miltiorrhiza (redroot sage), 1960 nucleotides long. RefSeq names its product cytochrome P450 CYP72A219-like. NCBI's taxonomy places the organism in Eukaryota, Viridiplantae, Streptophyta, Magnoliopsida, Lamiales, Lamiaceae. The record is from RefSeq and is a predicted model, not a curated record. Gene Ontology annotation, molecular function: iron ion binding; heme binding; monooxygenase activity. The coding region runs from base 187 to 1743 and encodes 518 amino acids. The transcript has 5 exons.
GAAAGAAAAGAAAGCAAAUUUAGCCUAAGCCACGCAUAACAUUGUUUAUAUUUUAUCCCAAUUAACUGUGCGUGAAGCUCUAGAAAGCAGGGGAUGGAGGUGGAGCCCCUGUUUGGUUUAUCGUUUUAAUUAGUCUUUUUCUUUUUCACAAAUGUGCAGCAGAAACUAGGUUUGGAGUAAAGAAAAAUGCGAGGGAUAUACAGCAUCGUUGCUGCUUGUUUCGCCAUCGCAGUUGUGGUAACAUACGCAUGGAGAUUACUAAAUUGGGCAUAUUUGAGGCCACAGAGGCUGGAGAAGAUCCUGAGGAAGCAGGGGCUGAAUGGUAAUUCAUACAGACCGGUGUCCGGUGACAUGAAGGAGAUGGUGAAGGCGAUGCAAGAAGCCAACUCCAAGCCCAUCAAUCUCGACGAUGAUAUCAAGCCAAGAUUGCAACCUUUUCUUCUCAAUACCAUCCGCAAACACGGAAAUGAGUGCUUUAUAUGGAAAGGCCCAACUCCUGUAGUGGUGAUCACAGAAACUGAGCUAAUCAAGCAAGUUUUGAACAAGCAUUCGGUUUUUGAGAAGCCCAGGGUAUUGAAUCCACUGGUGAGGAUGUUCUCGCAAGGGAUUUUCAGCCAUGAAAAGGAUAAAUGGAGCAAACACAGAAAAAUCAUCAACCCUGCUUUCCAUCUUGACAAGCUCAAGCUGAUGGUACCAGCCUUCCACUUGAGCUGCGACGAGGUUUUGAAGGAAUGGGAAAAGCGUGUCUCGCGGGAAGGGUGGUGUGAGUUUGAUGUGUGCCCUUAUUUGGAGAGCAUAACCAGCGACGCGAUUUCAAGAACCGCUUUUGGUAGCAGCUAUAAACAAGGGAGAAGAGUAUUCGAGCUUCAGCUCGAGCAAUCCGCCCUUAUUAUGAAGGCGAUGCAGUCGGUGUAUAUCCCAGGAUCAAGAUUUCUACCAACCAAAAGGAACAGAAGGAUUAAGCAGAUUUACGAAGAAGUGAGGUCUAAUAUCCGCGGCCUCAUCGAUAAAAGGAUCGACGCCAUGAAAGCAGGGGAAGCUAUCGAUGAAGACUUGUUGGGGUUGAUGUUGCAGUCGAAUCUUCAAGAAAUCGAAGAGAAUGGCAAUAGAAAGUUUGGGAUGACGAUUGACCAAGUAAUAGAAGAGUGCAAAUUGUUCUAUUUCGCGGGGCAGGAGACCAUUUCCUCGUUGCUGGUUUGGUCAUUGAUUUUGUUGAGCAGACAUCCAGAUUGGCAGGCGAAGGCCAGGGAAGAAGCCGUGCGCGUCUUAGGGGAAGAAAACCCGACUUUCGAUGCCAUAAAUCGCCUCAAAAUUGUGGGCAUGAUUCUGCACGAGGUGUUGAGGCACUAUCCGCCGGUGCUCGCUCUGGAGCGGAGCGUGAGCGAGGAGACCCAGCUGGGGAGGCUCACUCUGCCGGCGGGAGUUCGGGUGUCGUUGCCGAUCAUCUUGGCGCAGCACGACCGACGGAGUUGGGGCGAGGACGCGGCGGAGUUCGAUCCGGGGAGGUUCGGUGAGGGAGUGACGAAUGCGGCCAAGGGUGGUGGGGGUUUCUUCUUCCCGUUCGGGUGGGGGCCUCGGAUAUGCAUCGGCCUGAAUUUCGCGAUGAUUGAGGCCAAAUUGGUGCUCGCUAUGAUGCUGCGACGCUUCUCGUUCGAGCUGUCGCCGUCGUAUACCCACGCUCCGAUGGCCGCCUUGACGACUCGGCCGCAACACGGGGCUCAUUUGCAUUUACGCAAACUCUAGAUGGGAAGGACUCGCUGUCGCUAUUCAAAUGUGUGUUGACUUAACGAUAAUGUGGUUAAUAUAUAAAGUUAAAGGUUAUAAGUUCAAGUCCACAGUGAUAUUAUUUUUAAAUUUCUUUGUUUACUCGUUAAUUUAUUUAAAAAGUUGUGUAGGAAAAAUCUCUCCUAUUAUAAUAGGUGGAAGAAUUUAAGGAAAUAACUUGAGCUUUAUUGAUGCA